AUGGAUAUAGUCCGUUUUAAAGAGGAGGAUACUAAUAUGUUAUGCUGUGAAUCCUCGAGUAAUGUACUGGAUAAUGAUUGUAAAACAUUUUAUUUAUUGAAUCCAGAUGGUAUUCUGGAUUCAGUAGCAGGGUUAGAAAAUUUAUGUAUAUCUUAUAUGAACAUAUCAUAUAAACCCAUUAGAUGUUAUAAAUGUUUAUCAUUUUUUGAAUGUGAAAAUAAUUGUAAUUUUAUAAGGUGCCCUAAAUGUAAAAUAAUAAAUUCUGUAGUACCUCAUGAUAAAUUAGGAAGAAAAGUUAUUAUAGUUAUAUGCUACCAGUGUAAUAAUAGAAACAUAACCAAUAUAGAAUGUAUCUAUAUUCGUUGUUAUUUAUGUAAUUCUCUUAAUUAUUCCAAGUAUACACCUUUUAAUAUAAAUAGUACUCAUAUUAAUAUAGAUGAAACAAAAUAUGACACCAAAUUUAAUUACAAAGAUGAUAAGGAAAAACAUAAAAGAGAACAAAAAAAAAAAAAAAAGAAUAAAAUAAAAUAUAACAAUAAUAAUAAUUAUUAUUUUAAAUAUAAUAGUUCAAAUAAAAAUAAACAUAAUUAUACAAGUAAAAAGAAUAAAAAUAAUAUGGGGAAAAAAAUAAUUAACCUAUUUAGCCUUUCCAAUAUGUUUACAUGUGUUAAACUUCCAAAGGAUGAUACAUUAACAAGUGUUAUAUCAUCCAUCGGAGAAAAAGAAAUUCAUAGUGAUUAUAGAUACAGUAGAAAGGAUAGUGUCCGAAGUAUAAAUACAGAAAAUAAUAGUAUAUAUAAUAGAUACCGUAUUAAUAGUAUCACAAGUAUAAAUGAUAAUACUAGUCAACAAAUGAAUAAUGAAGAGAAACAACAGAACGAAGAUUUUAUAUUUCAUCCUAAUGAUUUUUUUAAUAAUGAUAAUUUUAAUAAUUAUUUAUAUGGAGAAAGAUUAGAUGAAGAAUACAUAUAUAAUACUAAUAGUAACAACAACAAUAAUAACAAUAAUAAUAAUAAUAAUAAUAAUAUUAAUAAUAAUAAUAAUAAUAUUAAUAAUAAUAGUAGUCAACGUAAAUAUUUUUCUAACGAACCUUCCCAUGGGUAUGUACCUGAUGGAAGAUUUAUUCAAGAUGAUAAUAGAAAAAAAUUUAUUAAAACGGGUAAUAAUAACAAUCAUAAUAGUUAUAAUAAUUAUAAUAAUUAUAAUAAUUAUAACUCCAAUGAACCUUUUAAUAAUGAAUAUAUUAGGAAUCCAACGAAUAAUUAUAACAACAUAAAUAAUAAUUAUAUACAAAAAGGUAAUAAUAAUUAUAUAAAAAUGAAUGAAAAUAGAAAUAUGUACAUGAAGGAUAAUAACAAAGGUAUGUACAAUAAUAAUAAUAAUAAUAUGAUGAUGAUGAUGAAUCAAGAUUAUAAUAAUUAUAAACAAAAUUAUUAUACAAAUAAUCCACAAGGAUCAUGGAAUAAAGAUAAUAAAUUACAUUCUUCAAAUGAUUAUAAGUCAAAUAAACAAGAUAAUUAUUAUGACCGUAUAGGAGGACUUGUAGAAAAUGCUAAUGUUAAAAAAAAAGCUAUGAUAUUCAAUAAUACGACCCAUGAUUCUUCUUCUAAGCAUCAUAUUUCUAAAAAUCAAAACCAUUUGGAUAUGGAAAAACAAAAAGAAUGUGAUGUCAAGGCGUGUAUUGAAUAUUUUAAUAAACUAAAAAAAGGUAAUGAUAUUAAUAUUAAAACCAUACUAGAACGUGGUAAUUAUAAAGAAUUAAAUAUACCAAAAGAACAUUUAGAAAACGGACUCUUUUAUAAAUAUGUAGAAUUCUAUCAAAAACAUAAUUUAAAAAAUUAUGUAGAUCAUUAUAUUAAACCAAAUGCAGUAAUGGAAAAUAAAAAUAAUAUGAAUAAAGAUUUUUCGAAGCAUAAUAAUAAUGAAUAUUAUAAAGAUAAACAUCUUAGUGCUGAUAAUAAAAAUACAAGUUCAGAUAACUCUAAUAUUCAUAAAUCAAAUAAUAAAAAAGAAGAAGAAAAAAAUAAUAAAAAUAAACGUUCAGCAAAUGAUUUAUAUGAUACUAAACGUGCUAACGCAGAUCAUGACGGUAAUAUAAAUAAUAAGAAAAAAAUAAAAAACGAAAAUGCACCGAAACCUAUAUUUUACACAAAAGAAGAAUUAAUCAAAGACUUUUUUCGUUAA
Plasmodium reichenowi is the source of this 2184-nucleotide messenger RNA. RefSeq lists its product as hypothetical. The transcript has a single exon. The record is from RefSeq and is a predicted model, not a curated record. Lineage: Eukaryota; Apicomplexa; Aconoidasida; Haemosporida; Plasmodiidae. Bases 1 to 2184 code for a protein of 727 amino acids.